AUGGAGAUCCUCGACUUACCAACAGAGCUCAUCGUCCGGAUAUGUUUGCACAUAAAUCCACCAGAUCUCCUUUCAUGCCAGUUAACGUGCAAGAUCCUCCACGACAUCAUCCAGCGCUCAGUAAUCAUCCAGUAUCAGUGCGCACUCCACGCAGCCAGCGCUGACGACAACCCAAAUUGCCCAUUGAGCCUCUCGGAACGGCUGGCCUUGCUCAGACAGGGCAGCGAGGCGUGGAAGAUACUCGAGCCAAAGUUCACCCUGACCAUCCCGGUCGCCCACAGCCCUUCUGGAAUCUAUGAUCUCACAGGGGGCAUUUAUCUUCUCGGGAAUUACGCGCGAUUAGAGCUGCACUAUGUCGAACUUCCCACAUCAUCAGAGGAGAAGAGCGUCUGGAGGACAAUCAGCGUCGAUCGCCGCAUCAUCGACAUGGGCUUGUCUGUGUACGAGCAUGAUUUGCUCGCCGUCAUCACGACGUCUCUGAUAUGUGGAUCAAACCCAGAGACGUACGAGAUAUGUCUCGUUUUCUUCAAGUUCUCAACGGGCGAACCACACCCCCUUGCACGAGAACCCAGAAUCUCCGUCACCACCUCUCGCUUUGAGCAGCGACCAGCCGUUGGCAUCGAGAUCGUCGGUGAGAACCUCGUCCUGGUCCUCGCCCAUUACAACAACCCAUCGAGACCGGACGACAGAGUGUUCAUAUACGAGUGGAAGACUGGCAGGCUGAAAAUGUCGCUGGUGGCUCAGUACCACACGUACUCAGGCCUUAUAUUUCUCUCCGAGUCCGUUGUCGUCUUUCCAAACACCCAGAACGGCACUCUUGAGUUUUGGGAGAUCCCGUCGUCGCCAGGCAGCAUCGCGCCACUGUCCCCGCGCUGCGUCCUCUCCCUUCCACAGCUCGUGCCAGGAGAGAUGAUUUCAAAUAUUUCCUGUAGGGGGGAACCUAGCCCCAUGGGCGGGAACAGGUCCACACGCCCAUUCCACCCCUCGGCGAACGACGCCAUUGUCAUAUUCAAUAUGCGCGUACAGCCACGGGUGGGAAUGCAGCACCACCUAGCCAUGAUGCAGUUUGGACACACAUUUACCUUUCUCAUCCACCGGAGUGCCCUACUCGAGCUUUUCCGAUCCGCGCCAGCCACGGCCGUGCCAUGGAGUCAGUGGGGUCCAAACAUAUCGCGGUGGUUGCCCGCAGAUGGACUCCCCACGCGAUGGAUAACGACGACCUCGGGACAGCGGUGCGUCUCGAUAAUGGAGGACGCGCCGAGCUCACCGUCAGAAUAUUACGUGUUUGAUUUCAAUCCGCACAGCGUGCGCGUCGCGCUGAUGGAGGGUGUGAAGGCGUACAUGACAGAGGAGGAUCGAAGGAUGGUCUGCACGUCGAGCACGACGAUAGAUCCUGCGUUUGCGUUUGCGGAGGAGGUGUCGUCCUGUUUGCCGUAUGUGGUUACGGAGUCAAAGGAGCGUUAUGCGUUCGAUGGCGUGUUGCUUGACGAGGAGAGGGUUCUUGGCAUUUAUUUGGAUCGGAUACGGGCAGUUGAGGUGCACUAUUUCGGAUGA
Molecule: messenger RNA, 1554 nt
Organism: Laccaria bicolor S238N-H82
Lineage: Eukaryota; Fungi; Basidiomycota; Agaricomycetes; Agaricales; Hydnangiaceae
Exons: 4
Coding region: 1-1554 (517 amino acids)
Molecular function (GO): protein binding
Source: RefSeq, a predicted model, not a curated record